This is a messenger RNA of Hemibagrus wyckioides, 3342 nucleotides long. It is a transcript of the gene git2b, whose product is annotated as G protein-coupled receptor kinase interacting ArfGAP 2b. NCBI's taxonomy places the organism in Eukaryota, Metazoa, Chordata, Actinopteri, Siluriformes, Bagridae. Gene Ontology annotation, molecular function: GTPase activator activity; protein binding. The transcript is spliced from 20 exons. The record is from RefSeq and is a predicted model, not a curated record. Gene Ontology annotation, biological process: brain development; regulation of ARF protein signal transduction. Bases 196 to 2421 code for a protein of 741 amino acids.
CGGAAGUUGGAAAAAAAAAUCAGGCUCUAGUGGAGGACCAAAGAACAAGGGCGGAACUGUUUUCAUUUAUUUCACUUUUUUUAAUAUCCUGCGGUCGGGUUUCAGCACUGAUUAUCUUUCUUUAAUAAUCACAAGUAUUGCGUCUCACGAAUGUGAAAGAAGAAGAACAUUUCGAGGAGUUUUUGCAGUAAAAGGAUGUCAAUGAGGCCUCGCAAUAGGGAAAUCUGCGCUGAUUGCAGCGCCUCUGAGCCUCGAUGGGCCUCGAUCAAUAGAGGAGUUCUUAUCUGUGAUGAGUGCUGCAGUAUACACCGAGGUCUGGGUCGUCACAGUUCGCAGGUCCGCCACCUGACUCACACGCCGUGGCCUGCGUCGCAAUUACAGAUGGUCCAGACUUUAUAUAACAAUGGGGCAAAUUCGAUUUGGGAGCACAGUCUUCUGGACCCUUCCUCAAUUAUGAGUGGAAAACGCAAAGCCAAUCCACAGGACAGAGUGCAUCCCAACAAAACAGAGUUCAUAAAGGCCAAAUACCAAAUGCUGGCUUUUGUUCAUCGAAUGCCAUGUCGUGAGGACGACAGCGUGACUGCAAAGGACCUGAGUAAACAACUCCACUCCAGCGUGCGGACCGGGAAUCUGGAGACUUGUCUCAGGCUGUUGUCUUUGGGAGCGCAGGCAAACUUUUUCCAUCCAGAGAAAGGGAACACUCCAUUACACGUGGCGGCCAAAGCGGGUCAGCUUCUCCAAGCCGAGCUCCUGACUGUGUACGGCGCAGACCCUGGCGCUCCAGACAGCAGCGGAAACACGCCUAUCGAUUAUGCAAGACAAGCCGGUCAUCAGGAGCUGGCUGACAGACUGGUGGAGAUCCAGUACGAACUGACAGACAGAUUAGCCUUCUACCUGUGUGGAAGAAAACCAGAUCACAAAAAUGGACAACAUUUUAUAAUUCCUCAGAUAGCAGACAGCACUCUGGAUUUAACCGAAUUGGCUAAAGCUGCAAAAAAGAAACUCCAAUCACUUAGCAAUCAUCAGUUUGAAGAGCUGGCGAUGGAUGUUUACGAUGAGGUGGACAGAAGAGAAACCGAUGCAGUGUGGCUUGCCACUCAGAACCACAGCACUCUGGUGACUGAAACCACAGUGGUUCCCUUUCUCCCAGUCAACCCGGAAUACUCAUCCACUAGGAACCAGGGCCGGCAGAAGCUUGCGAGGUUCAACGCUCACGAGUUUGCUACACUUGUGAUAGACAUUUUAACCGACGCAAAGCGCCGCCAGCAAGGGAAUUCCCCGGAUGUCAAGGAUAACGUAGAGCUGAUUCUGAAAGAUAUCGGCAGCCGCCUCGGGAAUGAGAGCCAAGAGGUGGAACAGCCCGAUUACGACAGCGUGGCAUCCGAUGAAGAUGCAGAACGGGAGCCGGGCUCAGGGAAAGAUGAGAGGACCAAGAGCUCAGAGUCCUCCGACCUGUCUGACGGCCCCAUCACCAUGCAGGAGUUCAUGGAGGUUAAGAAUGCCCUGAAUGCAUCCGAGGCCAAGAUCCAGCAGCUGCUGAAGGUCAACUGCCACCUGAGCGAGGAGCUAAGGCACAUGCAGAGCAAGCUGAACUCCCUGCAGAACGAGAACAGCAAUCUGAAAUGGCAGGGCGCCAACAGCCUGGCGCACCCGCAGGAGCCGCAGCGACGGGCCCCGCCCCGCGGAGGCAGAGCCAUGUCCAUGUACGAGACAGGCUCGGGCAUGAAGCACUACCAUGCCAGAGCAGACGGUGCACAUCCCGAGCCUGGCAGCCUCACCCUCCAGUCCCUUCCUCCUGGUAUUGGGAAGGGUCCCUCCAUGGGUGCCUCCUCCCUCCCCACCUUCCCUUCCACCCUGUCCUGGGCGUGGGACGAGCGAGCCCAAAGGAGGUCCGGGGUGGAGGGAAAGGGCAGCACCUCCGAGAGCGACUAUGAUAACACACCCAACCAUGCCGAGCUGGACGACUCCAGGCCGAGCAUUCCCAGAAGUGGUGGCCGGCUUGGAGAGGGAGCUAUCCCUGAAUCGGGUGACUUUGAGAGCGAGACGGACUCGGCGCUGCCCUCCACCGAGGACGUCAUCAGCAAGACCGAGCAGAUCACCAAGAACAUCCAGGAGCUGCUGCGUGCCGCACAGGAGAACAAACAAGAGAGCUUCGUCCCAUGCUCCGAAAGAAUCCAUCUAGCUGUGACGGAAAUGGCCACCCUGUUUCCGAAGAGGCCGAGUUCAGAGAUGGUGCGCGGCUCCCUGCGGCUGCUGACCUCCAGCGCCAGCCGACUGCAGGGCGAGUGCCAGCGAGCGGCACCGGCCGACUCCUGCCCCGCCGACUCCCAGCUGGUCACGCAGCAGCUCAUCCAGUGCGCCUACGACAUUGCCAAGGCCGCUAAGCAGCUCGUCACCGUCACCACCAAAGAGAGCAACUGAGCCACUCGCCUUUUCCCGUCCUUUUCAUUUCAACGCGGACGACGUCACCCGUCGCCGUCAAGUUUCAUAUAUUUUCUUUUUUUUUUUACAGCAUCAGUAUUAUGAAAAUAUUUUUGUUAUAUUUUUUAUUUAAAGGAAUUUGACUCAUAGUGCCUGUUAACCAAAUUUUAAGUUAUAACCUUGCAGGCCAAUAGUUUUUACAUGUGACCAUCAUGUAGCUCAGUCCGUGCUGCCGUUCUCUGGUAACAAAUGGUGUCAAAUGGUCAUGUGACAGUGCAGUUUCUUGUGGUAAAAUUAAAACCCAGCCAUAAUUUGUGAAUACUUAGUCCUACCUGUGUGAAAAACCAUUUCAACUCUUGUUUUGUGACUAAACAAAUGUACAGUAUCAGAAGUCUAUGACGUCUUUACUUGUAACGCUGAAGUCUAUAAGCUGUAAUACCUCAUACAUAUAUAAAUAUAUACAUAGUCGAUUGUGCCGGGCCUCCUGUUACCGUGCUCCAGAGACUUCAGACACCAAUUCUGAUUUUGACACAAACCACAUUUAUUUCUGCUUUUUCAACAGCUUUGUUGCGCAAAACAAAAAAAAAAUGCUUCGCUGUCGUUUUCACUUGCGUUUAUUUGUAAUUGUGCUUUGUGCAAUUAUGAAUGGAGAUUCAUCCAAAGGAUGUGUGUUCGGUUGCCUUGUGUCUCAAAAUCCAUCAGCAGUUGCGCUUGUGAUUUCUUUAUGUGGUGCUAAUAGCGUGUCUCAUACUCCAGUAUAUUGUAUAUUAUAUAAAUGCUGCUACGCUGUCUCCUACAUAUGCAACUAAUAAGGUGGUGUUGGCUCAGUUCCAUCUGCGUACAGGGAUAACAAAAACCGUGACGGUUUAGCUUCUGUGAAAACCUUGCCAUUGAAUAUAAUAAACCAGAAUUUAUAACAUG